Messenger RNA from Oppiella nova, 1413 nucleotides. NCBI's taxonomy places the organism in Eukaryota, Metazoa, Arthropoda, Arachnida, Sarcoptiformes, Oppiidae. The record is from the annotation of a GenBank genome assembly.
AUGAUUAAACCGAUGGACUAUAAUACGGAUGAAAAGGGGUUCGCAUUGAAAUCCCGGGCCUAUAACGUGGACACGAAGUCAAGGGGAAAAAGCCAUCAAAAACUAUCGGACAAUACGGACAACGACUCCACGAAAUUCUCGUACAAAGAUCGCGAGUCCGGGUUAUGUCACCUGCUAUUCAUGCAACUAAUAUUCGGGGUCACCUACUGCGGCAACUGUCCCUACUUUGACAACUACAGGGCCAAGAAGACCAUGUUCAUUAUAUACGAUUGCGUGACUAUCGUGUCGUUCGCCCUGUUUGAGUGGUACGCCUUUUCCGACGACAUGUUCACCCGGAUAUUUAUGGUCACUAAGAAUAAGGGUGUGCUCAAGAUCCUGUUCCACUUUGCGGGCAUAUCCUUGAUGAUUGAAUUCUUCUCGAUUAAGGGUAUGCUAUUGAAAAAUGGCUGGAAACUCAUCAAGGCUAUUAGGCACACAGGGUCGGCGAAUAUAGCCAGGUGUCAUACGUAUAAGAUUAUGUUAUUUUUGAUGAUCGAGGCACUGUUCUCGGCGAUAUUUUUGCCUGUUCAUUUUACCGACUUUGACAACUCGAGUAUCACCAAGGAAAAGUAUAAGUUUGUCGGCUUUGUCAUUGUGGGACUAUUUUACUCGAUGAACAAGUUUUCGGUCACUUCGCUAAUGCUAUUCAUGGCGAACACCAUCCAGAAGCAAAUUAAGGAUUGGACUCUAAACCUCCGUACUCGCACCAUUAAGAUUCAGGUGCUGUGCGAGGGUAUAUGGGCUUUGCGUAACCAACUGGAGACCAUUAAUGACAUGAUCGGGGUGAUUAUGCUGAUCAAGGUGUUCGCAAACGCAAUUUUUAUGUCCACAUGUGUUUGCGUGGUAUCACUGGUAGGCAUUCCCGUGAACGCUAUAAUAGGGAUCAUAGGGUUUGGUUUAAUAUCGGUGUCGGAUAUCGUGUCCGUGUGUUAUGUCUCCCAACUCAUGAUCAACUCAAUGGCAGACUUGUGUAAAGAGGUUGAAAAGAUCCUGAUAUUGGACAGUGGCUAUGGUGAUGGUGGCCGGGUAGAUUACUACAAGCAGUUGAAUAUCAUAAUGUCUAUGAGGGAAAGUAUCAAGCUAAAAGUGUUGUCUCUGUUUGAUCUCAAGACUGUGACUAUACUGGCGAUUAUGGGUUAUAUGGCAACCCCUGUCGAGUACAUCGUAGACGAAAACGGCUUCAGUAUCUCAAACAUCGAUCUCGAGGCCAAUGGCAACCCCACCACCAAAGCCCUCACCCAACGGUCGGGUACACCGGAAAAGUACAAGUGCACCGAGGCCGAAAAACGAUCCGGGCUAUGUAGGUUGCUAAAAAUACAAAUGGCGUUCGGGGUGUCCUACUGCGGCAACUGUCCCAUAUUCAACAAUUACGUA